AGACACCUGAAACAAUGGGAAAUAAAGCGCGGGCUUUCCACACGGUUGGCGUUCCUAUGUGAACUGGAGUACAAGGGGAGACCCCCAGUUUUAUACACGGGGGGAUAUCCACGCGGAUCAUCCUCGUACUGGAGAAGGAUCCGUGCCCGACAGGAAAUGAAUCUUUGUAGGCGUAGGCGAGCUCUCUAUAUAAGCCAGCUAUAACGCAAAACGUCACUAUAAUUCAGCAUUCCGCACGGUGCUUCAGUUUUCUGAAUAUCUUCCAACAGUAUGGAUAGAGUGGUGCGACAGUUAACUCUCGCCCUCAUGGUGAGCAUAGGAAUUGUGCAAUGUGAACCACCAUUGAAUACCCAAUACGGUGUCCCAGGGAAUUAUGCUGGAAGCAAUAACAACCAUGGAACGUCUGGUGGAAAUGGUCUUAGUAAUCAUCAUUACGACAAUGGGAACGAUAAUGAUUACGUCGAUCAGCCAAUGUCCUACGAAUUCGGAUAUGCAGUGAAAGACCAAGCAACCGGAAAUGAUUUUGGCAGACGCGAGAGCAGUGAUGGGGAAACUGUAAGAGGAGAAUACAGAGUUCAGUUACCAGAUGGCAGGACACAAAUUGUGACUUACACUGCUGAUUGGAGGACAGGUUUCCAUGCAGAUGUAAGAUACGAGGGUACACCAACCUAUCCUGAUCAGUACAACACUCAGAACAAUGGUUAUAAUAAUAAUAAUAAUAAUAACCAGGGUGGUGGCCAAGGAUUUGGCUUCCAUGGUAAUAACGGAGGUGGAGGAUACAACGCAGGCAAUUUAGGUAAUAAUGGAGGCUACAAUUACCAAGCACCAAGUGGAAGCUUCAACAAUGGUAACAAUUAUCCCUACCGAUUUGGUUCCAACUCGUUGGACAACAGUUAUAACAACUUUGGAGCUCGCAAUAACUAUAAUACGCGGACUCCAUCGACGACGUACGGGCCAGCCUUUAAGAAGUGACUUUAGUACAAUUCCUAUUGUUAGCAUAGGAUAAGAAGCGUCCGUCCUGUAAGAUUAGCAAUUUUGUAAUAAAAACUAUUUUAUCUUUUUA
Messenger RNA from Bombus pascuorum, 1063 nucleotides. RefSeq names its product N66 matrix protein-like. The record is from RefSeq and is a predicted model, not a curated record. The transcript has 4 exons. Gene Ontology annotation, cellular component: extracellular matrix. Lineage: Eukaryota; Metazoa; Arthropoda; Insecta; Hymenoptera; Apidae. Bases 271 to 972 code for a protein of 233 amino acids.